GCGGUUUUAGAGAAGGUUGGGACCCGAACGAGCGGCAGCCACCAGCCUACACAAACCGCCAGCCAAUUAACGCCAGAAAUGGCAGGUUCACCAUCACUUCUCCUACCCCCCUCCUAAACCCGAACAUUAGCCCUAAUUACUUGCUCCCAUACUCCCGAGAAGAUGAGCUCUCUCCUUAGGUCCGGUCACCGUCUCCUUUCCUCAAAACCCCCGAUCUCGACCCCUAUUCUCCGUCGCUUCUCCCUCCCGGCGAAGAAGGAGGACGCCGACGAGGGAGGGGAGCCAGAGGUGUUCGACCAGCGGAAGCUCCCCGCCGACUUCGACCCCGCCACCUUCGACCCAGCGAACGCCCGAAGCCCUCCCUCCGACCGCGUCUGGCGCCUCGUCGACGAUGUCUCCGCCCUCACCCUAGCUGAGGUCGCCGAACUCUCCUCCAUCCUCGUGCGGAAGAUGGGCCUGAAGAAUCCUCCGAUCAUCGGCGUCUUGAACGCCGGCGCCGGUGGGCCCGGGCCCGCCGCCGCCGGGGUGGCGGGGGCGCUGGGGACGGAGGAGAAGAAGCAGGAGAAGACGGUGUUCGAGCUGAGGCUGGACUCGUUCGACGCCGCCGCUAAGAUCAAGGUGAUCAAGGAGGUGAGGGGGUUCACGGAUUUGGGGCUGAAGGAGGCCAAGGACUUGGUGGAGAAGACGCCGACUAUUAUCAAGAGAGGCGUCUCAAAGGAGGAGGGAGAGCAGAUCAUUGAGAAGAUGAAGGCCGUUGGAGCAAAGGUCGUGAUGGAGUGAUGAAGAAAGAGAGGCGAGGUUGAGCAAAAGGAAGUCUUUGGGCGCAAAAAAGAUGCAAGGAGGUAUGGGAAAGAUCUCUGCUACUUGUUUCUUGAGCAGAUGUUUGUUCCAGAAUGAUUUUGGAGCCAAGAUGUGUGUAGUUGAGAAAGAAUUUUCCAAGGGGAUGCUUAUUCUUCACUCUUGCAUUUAAGAGAGCAAUCUUGGGUCAGUUUUGCCUGUGCUUUCUCAUCUGUCACCUUGAUGACAUAGUUCUCAUGUAGUCUUUAGUGAAAAGGUAAAUAAGCUAAGAAGUUGAUUAAACUUUUCACAUGUUACUUUGAUUCACAGGCUUAAUGCACCAUUUUGGAAUAAAUCCUGAUACCAUCAUGUGUAUGCAU
Messenger RNA from Elaeis guineensis (African oil palm), 1157 nucleotides. The record is from RefSeq and is a predicted model, not a curated record. Lineage: Eukaryota; Viridiplantae; Streptophyta; Magnoliopsida; Arecales; Arecaceae.